Aegilops tauschii subsp. strangulata is the source of this 2177-nucleotide messenger RNA. RefSeq lists its product as uncharacterized. The record is from RefSeq and is a predicted model, not a curated record. Gene Ontology annotation, molecular function: RNA binding; pseudouridine synthase activity. NCBI's taxonomy places the organism in Eukaryota, Viridiplantae, Streptophyta, Magnoliopsida, Poales, Poaceae. Gene Ontology annotation, biological process: tRNA pseudouridine synthesis.
GGCGUGUACACCCUCUGAAACAGGUUCGGUUCAGCUUAGUCGGGCUCCUUGUCAGUUGUAGCGGUCUCAGUCCUCUGCACCAGGGGGAUUAGCUAGGGUUUAACGAGCCGCAGCGACCACCAUGACGGCCACAAACGCGGCGGCGGCGGAGUCGGACGCGGAGGCCAGGAGCAUCCUCGAGCGGGCCGCGGCGGCAUCCUUCCCUCCGCUCCAUGCCGUCCACCACCUCCUCUCCGUCGGGGUUUGUGUGCGAUGCAUCUUUCGCAUGUUUGGAGCCUUUAGCCAUGCCUGCUCAUGUGCGUCUCUUACGGUCUCUUUCUUCCAUUCAUUUCUUGAAGAGCAUGAUGAUUCCGCAAAAGGCGGGCCUUGCUCAUGUUUGUCAACAGAUGAAUCAUGCUGCUCUAUUUGCUUUGGAAUAUUGCUGCCCACCUGCCAUCAGGAUGAGGGUGUAGUACCGUUUGAUGACAUUUCUCGUAUCGACAUAAUUACUUCAAUGGUAUCUCAAGCAAUACAAAGAGAGGGUUAUCAAAUCGAUGGGUUUUCUUUAGAAAUUUCACUGCCUGCAGUUGUAGCAGCGAAUGAACGUGCCAUCAGGUUAUAUAUGAAAGAAAAAUAUGGCAGUGAAAAUUGGUUCAAGGACGAAAUGUUUUCUCAACAAACCAUGUCAGCGAAGGAGGGUCUGAGACUGUUGAUAGCACCAUCGCUCGAGAAACAACUGGGUGUUAAGCACGGUAACAAUUCAUUUCGAAUUCGCUUAACAUAUACUCAUGAUGAUGCUUCACUGAAGCUCAAAAGUUUAUUGCCAAAUGACAGUAAUCGUAAAAGGAAAGCAGAGUCAAGAGAAGGAAAUGAUACUAGAAGGAACUCAACAUAUGAUGAUAAACAGACAUUAAGUGAAGCAGAUUCAUUCAUCCACAAGUCCCUUGAGGGUAUUCAAGAUAAAGAAUUCUGUAGUUUAUUUAAGUUGCCUCCUGAAAAGGUGUCCAAACCUUGCCAUCUUGUGAUAUCCUUCCUAAGGUCGCCCAUAUAUAUUGGCGGAAGAUACUUGAAGCUUUCAAGAAAUGUCAGUCAGUCAUGUUGGAUAAUUGAUGAUGAAAGAAUGGGGGAAGCAUCAGUUGAGGAGAUAAUUAAAGAGAGUGUCUGUGCCAUCUCCAGAGGUGAUGGCUACAAGUUCCAUGCUGCUGGAAGAGAAGAUAUCGAUGUACGGAUGCUUGGAUCUGGUCGUCCAUUUCUAAUUGAAGUCCUGAAUGUGCGAUCAAUUCCAUCUGCGAUUGAAAUUCAACAAAUUUCUGACAAGAUUAAUAGCUCCGAAAAGAAACAUGUCAGAAUUAGAAAUCUCAAGUUGGUAGACAAUGAAAUAUGGGCCAUGAUGCGUGAAGGGGAAGCGGAGAAGCAGAAGCAGUAUGCUGCCCUCAUAUGGACUUCUAGUCCUCUGACGGAUGAUGACCUGCAGAAAAUUUCUGUUAUUAAUGAUAUGGAAAUUGUACAAAAUACCCCCAUAAGGGUUCUUCAUCGAAGAAGCCCGUUGGAGCGGAAACGGAUUAUACAUUGGAUGGAGAUUGAGAAAGUUGAAGGCAGCUCAAACUAUUACUUGUUGCAUCUAUGCACUCAGGCAGGAACGUACAUUAAGGAGUUUGUGCACGGUGAUCUUGGACGCACAAAUCCGAGUAUCGGUUCCAUGCUACGUUGCAGAGCCGAGAUACUGCAACUCGAUGUCACGGACGUUAAGAUGGACUUGCUGCAAUAGUAUGCAGCUGCCACAUGAUACCAUUUGGGGCAAUUACUUUGGUAGUGGAGGCGCUCUGAUAAGCCAAGAUUCCCGCGGAAGACUAUGCCGUUGGCAAGUGCUCUAGGAACGGCGAAUUGUUUUUCUCAUGGAGUGCGUAACUUGAUGUCAAUUGUAAAAUGUACACCAGCCAGGGGAACCCAGCAACAAUUUUGAGAAAUUGGGGGGAAUUUGGCCCCAUUUGGCUCCAACGUUUACCUUUUCCCAGAGCAACAAUUUAGAGAAAAUUGAGAAACUGAACCAUUCGGUCCCAAUGCCUUAUCUGUUUUGCCACCACGUGUCGUUGUGCUGCUAAACAAUCAUAUUCCCCUCGAGAGGAAGUACUAGAUGAUAUUCAAUGAGCAGCAUCACAUGGACGACAGGAAAAUUUUGAUAUCGAGAAUUUACUGCA